Molecule: messenger RNA, 4413 nt
Organism: Penicillium odoratum
Lineage: Eukaryota; Fungi; Ascomycota; Eurotiomycetes; Eurotiales; Aspergillaceae
Exons: 5
Coding region: 1-4413 (1470 amino acids)
Biological process (GO): transmembrane transport
Cellular component (GO): membrane
Molecular function (GO): ATP binding; ATP hydrolysis activity; ABC-type transporter activity
Source: RefSeq, a predicted model, not a curated record
AUGUCUGCCUCCUUCCGCGAGGACGAGAAGCCUGAAGAGCUGGCUUCAGAGAACCAAUUCGAAGAUGACGAUUCAGAGACCACAUAUAAGCCAAUUGGCUUAGACGACCCGAAUGAGGUUGAAACUCUUACCCGUAUAGCAACCCAACAGUCUCGGCGACAGUCUACGAUCGGUUCCACACACCGUGUAGCAUCAGCCGCCGCCCAAGAUCCCACCCUUGACCCCAAAUCCGAGAAGUUUGACUUGCGAAAAUGGAUUGUCACUGCCAUGCAAGACGUGGGCCGGGAACGUGGCCAAAAGAUGGGUAUUGUGUUCAAGGACCUCAACAUCUUUGGAUCUGGAUCGGAGUUACAGUUUCAAGACACGGUAUCUUCCAUGUUGACAGCACCCCUUCGGAUAGGAGAGGCCUUCCGCAAGGCCCCCAGGAAGCGCAUUCUCAAGGACUUCAAUGGCCUUCUUAAGAGUGGAGAGCUAUUGCUUGUGCUUGGUCGCCCUGGAGCGGGCUGCAGUACCUUGCUCAAGUCAAUGAUGGGGGAGCUGCAUAGCUUAGAGAUGGGUGAGGGUAGUGUCAUUAAUUACAAUGGUAUUCCUCAGCGCCGCAUGAUGAAAGAGUUCAAGGGUGAAAUGGUUUACAAUCAAGAAGUUGAUCGCCAUUUCCCUCACCUCACCGUUGGUCAGACCUUGGAGCACGCGGCUGCAACUCGUACCCCAUCCCACAGAUUCCAAGGAAUGAGUCGCAGCGAGUUCGCAAAAUACAUGGCGCAGAUAGUGAUGGCCGUUUUUGGCCUAAGUCACACUUAUAAUACUCGCGUGGGAGACGACUUCAUCCGCGGUGUUUCGGGUGGAGAGCGAAAGCGUGUCAGUAUUGCCGAAAUGGCACUUGCUGCAUCGCCUCUGGCUGCCUGGGACAAUUCCACACGUGGAUUAGACUCGGCCACAGCCUUGAAAUUUGUCGAGUCCCUUCGAUUACUCUCGGACCUUACUGGUUCCGCCCAUGCCGUGGCGGCUUACCAGGCAAGUCAGAGCAUUUAUGACCGCUUUGAUAAAGUUAUCGUUCUUUACGGGGGUCACCAGGUGUUCUUCGGACCAGCAAAUACUGCCAAGGAAUAUUUUGAGAAGCAGGGAUGGUAUUGCCCUCCAAGACAAACUACUGGUGACUUUCUGACCUCCAUCACCAACCCAGAUGAGCGUCAAGCGAAGUCCGGUAUGGAGUCUCAAGUCCCUCGUACCCCUGAAGAGUUUGAGGAUGCCUGGCUUAAAUCGUCAGAGUAUAAACAGCUCAUGGCUGAGAUUGCCACAUACGAGGAGAAAUACCCCGUGAAGGAUGACGCUGCCGCUGUUGUUGAAUUCCAAGAAAGGAAACGAGACAAUCAAGCCCAGCACACCCGUCCUACGUCUCCCUAUAUCAUCAGUAUUCCCAUGCAGAUCAAGCUUAACACAGUCCGUGCUUAUCAGCGGCUAUGGAAUGAUGCAGCCUCAACCGUGUCCACUGUGGUCAGUAACAUCAUCAUGGCUCUAAUCAUUGGUUCCACCUUCUACGACUCCCCCAACGCUACCGCCGGCUUUACUUCGAAAAGCGCCGCGCUAUUCUUCGCAGUUCUCCUCAAUGCUUUGACGGCCAUGUCUGAAAUCAACAGCCUUUAUGCACAGCGACCAAUCAUUGAAAAGCACAAUUCAUACGCCUUUUACCAUCCUUUCACCGAGGCAAUAGCAGGAGUUCUUGCCGACGUACCAGUCAAAUUUGUUCUCGCAGUCUGUUUCAAUAUCAUUCUUUACUUCCUCGUCGGUCUCCAACGAAAGGCGGGCAACUUCUUCCUCUACUUCCUCAUUACAUUCAUGAUCACAUUUGUUAUGAGUGCAGUUUUCCGAACAUUGGCAGCCAUCACAAAGACGGUCUCUCAAGCAAUGGGAUUGGCCGGAGUCAUGAUCUUAGCCCUGGUCGUCUAUACAGGCUUCGUGUUACCGGUCCCCUCUAUGCACCCCUGGUUCGAAUGGAUCCAUUAUCUCAACCCGAUCUACUACGCGUUCGAGAUUUUGAUUGCGAACGAGUUCCAUGGACGCGACUUCCCUUGCUCAUCCUUCGUUCCUUCCUACGCUGACAUGUCUGGUGAAUCGUUCUCUUGCAGUACAGCUGGGUCGGUAGCAGGAGAACUGACCGUGAGCGGCGAUCGCUAUAUCUGGCUGAACUACCGAUACACAUUCUCCCAUGUCUGGAGGAACUUCGGAAUUCUGUGUGCAUUUUUGAUCGGAUUCAUGGCCAUCUACUUCAUCGCCUGUGAGCUUAACUCGUCUACAACAAGUACCGCCGAGGCUUUGGUUUUCCGUCGUGGUCAUGAGCCCGCUUACCUGCGCCGCGGAUUGAAGAAAAGCAAGUCUGAUGUCGAGACCACCGAUGAAGCGGCUGUACAGCAUACCUCUGGCCAAGAUGGAAACCAGGAAAUGGGAGCUAUCCAGCCCCAGACUGACAUCUUUACCUGGCGGGAUGUUUGCUACGACAUUGAAAUCAAAGGUGAACCGCGCAGGCUUUUGGACAAUGUUGCCGGCUGGGUCAAGCCUGGAACCCUGACGGCACUCAUGGGUGUCAGUGGAGCUGGUAAAACCACUCUUUUGGACGUGCUGGCACACCGCACGUCUGUUGGUGUUGUGACAGGUGAUAUGCUUGUCAAUGGUCGUGGAUUGGAUCAGAGUUUCCAGCGUAAGACUGGGUACGUUCAACAGCAGGAUCUUCAUCUUGAAACUGCUACAGUUCGUGAGUCUUUGCGUUUCAGUGCGCUUCUGCGGCAACCUGCUAGUGUCUCGGUCAAAGAGAAGUACGAAUAUGUGGAAGAAGUCAUUCGCAUGCUUCGUAUGGAAGAAUUUGCGGAAGCUAUUGUCGGUGUCCCUGGUGAGGGUCUCAACGUUGAGCAGCGUAAGCUUUUGACUAUUGGUGUUGAGUUGGCUGCGAAGCCCAAGCUACUUCUUUUCCUUGAUGAGCCUACUAGUGGUCUUGACUCCCAGAGCUCUUGGUCUAUUGUUUCAUUCCUUCGUCGUCUCUCUGAGCACGGUCAAGCCGUUCUUUGCACCAUCCACCAGCCUAGCGCUAUUCUGUUCCAAGAAUUCGAUCAACUCCUCUUUUUGGCCCGGGGUGGAAAGACAGUCUACUUCGGCCCAAUUGGUGAGCAAUCGCGGACCCUGCUUGACUACUUCGAGCUCCACGGAGCUCGCAAUUGUGGAGAUAGCGAGAACCCUGCCGAAUAUAUGCUUGAUGUUGUGAACGCCGGGUCAAACCCUCAAGGUGAAAAUUGGUUCGAUGUCUGGAAAGGAAGCAAGGAAAGUCAGGAGGUCCAGGUUGAACUUGAUCGAAUCCACAAGGAACAACAGGAGAAAGUCCCGAUUGAGAACUCGCCUGAAGGCCUCACCGAAUUUGCCAUGCCAUUCUCGUUCCAGCUGUAUCAAGUCACCUACCGAGUCUUCCAGCAAUACUGGCGCAUGCCUUCUUAUAUUAUCUCCAAGUGGGGAUUGGGUAUUGCUGCUGGUUUGUUCAUCGGUUUCUCCUUCUACCAAGCAAAAACAUCUCUACAGGGAAUGCAGACCAUUAUCUACUCCGUCUUCAUGCUGUGUACUAUCUUCACCUCGCUGGUUCAACAAUUGAUGCCUCUAUUCGUCGCCCAGAGAUCACUUUACGAAGUCCGCGAGCGUCCCAGCAAAGCCUACUCCUGGAAAGCCUUCCUAAUCGCCCAAGUCAUCGUUGAGAUCCCAUACAUGAUUAUAACCGGUAUAUUCAUCUUCGGCUGCUACUUCUACGCAGUCGUAGGAAUCCCAAGCUCCCUGACCCAAGGCACUGUCCUCCUUCUCUGCAUCCAAUUCUUCAUCUACGCCGGCACAUUCGGACAAAUGGCCAUCGCCGCCCUCCCAGACGCGCAAACAGCCAGCGCUAUUGUCGUCCUGCUCUUCGCCAUGUCACUCACAUUUUGUGGUGUGAUGCAGCCUCCAUCCGCUCUACCAGGUUUCUGGAUCUUCAUGUAUCGUGUCUCGCCCUUUACCUACUGGACCGGAGCUAUGGCUAGUACCCAAGUCCAUGGACGCCAUGUUGUCUGUUCUAACGAUGAACUGAGCAUCUUCAAUCCUCCUUCUGGCCAGACAUGCUGGGAGUAUCUUGAGAAGUAUGCCACCGCUGCUGGAGGCCAGGUACUCAACAAGGCAGCGACUUCCAGCUGCGAAUACUGCUCCGUCACUAUUGCGGAUCAAUAUAUUGCUGGGUCGAACAUCUACUACAGUGAUCGCUGGAGAAACUACGGCAUUUUCUGGGCUUAUAUUAUUUUCAAUAUUUUCAUUGCUGUUAUGACCUACUAUCUUUUCCGGGUCAAGCGUUGGAAUAUGGAAGGUAUCAAAAGGGGCCUUGGACGUUUCACACCCUCAAAGAAGUCAAACUAA